Messenger RNA from Akanthomyces muscarius, 2184 nucleotides. RefSeq lists its product as uncharacterized. The transcript is spliced from 5 exons. The coding region runs from base 1 to 2184 and encodes 727 amino acids. Gene Ontology annotation, molecular function: syntaxin binding. Lineage: Eukaryota; Fungi; Ascomycota; Sordariomycetes; Hypocreales; Cordycipitaceae. Gene Ontology annotation, biological process: vesicle-mediated transport; intracellular protein transport. Gene Ontology annotation, cellular component: plasma membrane; secretory granule. The record is from RefSeq and is a predicted model, not a curated record.
AUGGGACUCUCGGUCAUUCAAGAGCAGCACGACGUUAUCCUCAACGAGAUCCGCAGCAUCACCCACGGCGACUGGAAAUGUCUCAUCGUUGACGAGCACUCCAAGAAGAUCAUCGACAAUUGCAUCAAGGAAGAUGACAUCCUCAACAACAACAUUGCCACAAUCGAGCGCAUCGAGGAACGGCGCGAACCGAACCCCGAGAUGGAUGCCGUCUACAUCCUGACCCCCGAUGCCUACAUUGUCGACUGCCUCCUCGCCGACUUUGAGGUCCGACGGUACCGCAGGGCCUAUCUCGUCUGGACUAACCUGCUCGAGCCGGGCCUGCGACGGCGCAUUGACGACUUUCCCGCCGUGCGCCAGCUUCGAGCCAGCUCCAAGACGCUCUUCAGUGACUUUUACCCUCGCGAGUCGCAUCUCGUCAUCUUCCGUGACCCAUGGAGCUUCCCCAUGCUCUACCACCCUGCGUGCAACAACCUUGUCCCCAAGCACAUGCAAAGUCUGGCCCAAAAGAUUGCGGGAGUAUGCAUUACGUUGGGAGAAUACGCCAAAGUCCGAUUCUAUCAACCGCGCAACGCUAUCCACGAGGCGAGUGUCCUGUGUGGCCACCUGGCGCGCUUUGUGCAAGAGGAACUUGAUGGCUACGCACAAUAUAACAAAGAUUUCCCACCCCAAACGAACCGACCCCAAGGUGUCUUGCUUGUUACUGAUCGCUCCAUGGACUUGAUGGCUCCCUUAUUGCACGAGUUUUCCUACCAAGCCAUGGCGCACGAUCUGCUGCCUAUCAAGGAGGGCGACAAAGUCACAUACCAGACAGUCAUCAAUGCCAACACGCCACAGGCCGCAGAAAAGGACAUGGAACUCUCCGAAAAGGACAAAGUCUGGGUCGACAAUCGCCAUCGUCACAUGAAGGACACGAUUGAUAAGCUUAUGGGCGACUUUCAAAAGUUCCUGAAAGAAAACCCGCACUUUACCAACGAAGACGCCGAUACUACAAAUCUGAACACGAUCCGCGACAUGCUGGCUGGCCUACCACAGUUUCAAGAGGUCAAGGAAGCUUACUCACUGCACCUUACCAUGGCUCAAGAGUGUAUGAACAUUUUCCAGCACAAUAAGCUUGACCAACUUGCCACGGUGGAGCAAACCCUCGCCACAGGCAUCGACGAAGAUUUCCGCAAACCGAAAAAUUUAUUGGAAUCCGUUGUCAGACUACUCGAUGAAGAAGCGAUACGACCCAUGGACAGACUGCGUUUGAUUAUUAUGUAUAUUCUCUUCCGCGGAGGCGUCAUUAUGGAAGACGUCAAGAAGCUUCUGACCCAUGCUGGGCUUCCUGUCCAGGACGGCGAAAUCAUUAGCAACCUGGAGCUACUAGGCGGUUCAGUCAAUCACCAGCUCAAAGAGCAGCGACGACCCUACGCCGCCUUGUUCCCAAAAGAUCCAAAGGCAGCCCAGCCUAAGGAGGAGGCUUUCUUGGACCGUUUUGACCCCGCACUAAAACCUCUACUUGAGAAUCUCGUAAAAGGAACUUUAGAUCAGGGGUUGUUUCCGUAUGUGAAGCCGCCAUUAGACCCUAAUGAGGAAUUGCUGGCAGCGCAAGGUACUUCUCUCCGAGCAGGACGACCGAACUGGGCCGCUGCGGGACGUCGGCAACCGGAGAAUAAGCAGCGCGUCAUUGUGUUCAUGGCGGGCGGUGCGACAUAUAGCGAAAGCCGUGUUUGCUACGAUGUGGGCAAGCAAAACAGCCGCGACAUCAUCCUUGCAACAUCACACAUGCUGACGCCACAAUUCUUUAUUCGCCAAGUUGGCGAUCUGAGCCGCGACAAGCGCCAGCUCGACCUACCACUGGACAGGCCAAAGCCUCGCGGUGCACCAGCACACCUGCUCGACCGUCCAGCACCUCCUCGCGGCGCACAACCGCCCGGUCCUGUACCACCGCAACAGGGUCGUGGCGGCCGCGCACCACCACCACAGGGCGGGCUCCCGAGCCGGCCCGGACAGGGCAACGUUCCUGCCAAGGCACCUGUGCCGCCGACCCAGGCCAUGGGCAACAUGAGCCUGAACCACCCACCCGUGCCACCAAGCAACGGCGGAGGACUGCCCGAGGCGCCGCCCUCACUGCCACCCCCGGCAGACGGCAAGCUGCACAAGGAGAAGAAGCGGAGAAACUUUCUGGGCAUGAAAAAGUAG